Molecule: messenger RNA, 1902 nt
Organism: Camellia sinensis
Lineage: Eukaryota; Viridiplantae; Streptophyta; Magnoliopsida; Ericales; Theaceae
Product: putative protein phosphatase 2C 5
Biological process (GO): protein dephosphorylation
Molecular function (GO): protein serine/threonine phosphatase activity
Source: RefSeq, a predicted model, not a curated record
CAUUUUGCCGGAAAACCCGAUUUUCUCUCCCCGCGUUCCUCUCUCUCUCUCUCUAGAUUUUUCUCCCAAUCAAAUCAUACAUAUGAUAUAACCUCCAAUUUGACUCUCUCUCUCUCUCUCUCUCUCACUAGGGUUUUCAGAAUCUGAUCGAGCUCAGUUCUUUGCCCAAGGGAGCAAAUUCAUAGCUGAGUUUUAAGCUCUGUUCAAUGCUCAACUCUCUCUGCUCGAUCUGUUGAUGUCUCCACUAAGUCAAGGCCUCGGAAAUGUCGAAACGUAGAGUAAAAUGAGCAAGACAGAAGUAGUUUCGACGAUGAAGCCAAAGCCACCUCCUGUUCCUCUCGGGACGCUGAUCGGUCGAGAGCUGCGGAACGAGAAGGUCGAGAAGCCUACAAUUAAGUAUGGGCAGGCUGCUCUGGCCAAAAAAGGCGAGGAUUAUUUUCUGAUCAAACCCGACUGCCAGAGGAUUGCGGGCAAUCCGACGACAUCAUUUUCAGUUUUCGCGAUAUUUGAUGGGCAUAAUGGUAUAUCGGCUGCUAUAUUUGCAAAGGAGAAUCUGUUAAACAAUAUUAUGAGUGCAAUUCCACAAGGCAUUGGUAGGCAAGAGUGGCUUCAAGCCCUUCCUCGGGCAUUAGUUGCUGGUUUUGUGAAAACAGAUAUAGAGUUUCAGCAGAAAGGAGAGACAUCUGGGACAACUGUUACAUUUGUUGUGAUUGAUGGGUGGACUGUGACUGUUGCAUCUGUUGGGGAUUCACGAUGCAUAUUGGACACACAGGGGGGUGUGGUUUCUCUGUUAACUGUUGAUCAUAGGCUGGAAGAGAAUGCAGAAGAGAGGGAGCGUGUCACUGCAAGUGGGGGUGAAGUGGGGAGGCUCAAUGUUUUCGGGGGCAAUGAGGUUGGUCCACUCCGAUGUUGGCCUGGUGGAUUGUGCCUUUCUAGGUCAAUUGGUGACACAGAUGUGGGGGAGUUCAUUGUCCCAAUACCUCAUGUUAAGCAGGUGAAGCUUUCAAGCGCUGGAGGAAGACUUAUAAUUGCAUCUGAUGGUAUAUGGGAUGCGUUAUCAUCUGAUGUGGCAGCACAGUCUUGCCGUGGUUUACCAGCGGAACUUGCUGCAAAGCUGGUUGUUAAGGAGGCUCUCAGAUCAAGAGGCCUGAAGGAUGAUACAACUUGCCUUGUUGUUGAUAUUAUUCCCUUUGACCAACCAGUCUUGCCUCCGACCCCAAUGAAGAAACCAAAUUUGCUUAGUUCACUUAUCUUUGGAAAGAAAUCUCAAAAUUUUGGGAACAAAGCAACAAAUAAGCUUUCUGCUGUUGGGGUUGUGGAGGAAUUGUUCGAGGAGGGUUCUGCAAUGCUUGCAGAAAGGCUGGGUACAGAUUUUCCUUUGGACUCAAACUCUGGGCUCGUCAGAUGUGCAGUUUGCCAAGUGGAUCAAUCGCCGAGUGAUGGUUUGUCUGUUAACUCCGGGCCCUACUUCUCACCUGCAUCAAAGCCAUGGGAAGGCCCCUUCCUUUGCGCAAAUUGCCGGCAAAAGAAAGAUGCCAUGGAAGGAAAGAGGUCCAGUAGACCCAUAAUGACUGCAUAAUCUGGUAACGCAGUAAAUAUUAAUAUAUUUUUUCUCUGGCAGUGUGAGCAUGCUUUGGUUUUUUCUUUUGCGGUGGUCAUUGUUAUAGAUGUGUGUAAGAAAUGAAGUAGAGAUAUUGAAAGGUAGGUGGUUUUUUCUCUUUGCAAUUGGCAAAAAAGUUUGUGUUGGUUGUGGUUUGUGCUCAACUGUUGGACUGACUGACAGAGAACAUCAUGCUACCUGAUGCUUAUGGUUGUGAUAGUUUGAUUGCUAACAGCUUGAAUAUGCAAGUAAAAAUGAUUGUUGCAAUGACAUCUUCUGCAAUAUUUCAUUCGUGUUGAACA